CGAUACUUGGUACACACUCUAAUGAUAUCAUAAUAUUUAUAAUAUGUAAAUAUUCAAAUGAAAUUUAUCUAUAAAUUGUUCAUUCCAUCAGCGCCAACUUGUUUAUAUUUUUCUGCCAAAAAGUACACGCGACUUGAAAAUUAAUUUUAUAUAAAAAAAAACCUAACUGGCAGAAAAAAAUAACAAGUACCUACUUAGAGUUUAACGAACUGAACCAUUUGGAUAAAACCCUGAGAAAACGAUGCAGAGGAUUUAUUAACAUACCCGACAGCCAAGUGAACAGAUCAAAGAAAUGUUUUUCACGUCAACUUUCAUCACCUACGCAGUGAUUUUUUUCGUCACUCUCUUCGCCGCCCUUUACCUGUAUUUCGAGAAAAAACACAAAUACUGGCAACAGCGCGGCGUCUACUCGCCCGAAGGGCCGAAAUUCCUCUUGAGCCACUUCUCAGACGUCGUUUUUCUAAAAUCUACGCCCGCCAAAUGGAUGAAAAAAUUUUACGACCAGAUAAAUAAGGAUUUCUUCGGCUUGUACAUCUUCGGUGAACCCUUCCUGAUCGUCAAGGACUCGCAGUUGAUCAAGCGGGUGCUGGUCAAGGAUUUCAUCUAUUUCGCCGACAGAUUCGUCGCACCAGGCGACCACGAUCCCUACCAUCCUUACAUCCUGUUCUUCCAGAAGGGUUUCCCUUGGAAGCACAACAGGGCCAGCAUCACGCCGGCCCUGACCAGCGGCAAAUUGAAGUCCAUGUUUCCGCUCUUCGUGCAAGCCUCGGACUCCAUGGUGGACUAUUUGGAGAAGAACCAGGUGGUCUUGGAGGCCAAGGAAUUAGGCGCUAGGUACGCCACUGAGGCCAUAUCGUUGACUUCCUUCGGGAUAAAAGCGUUCAGUUUCGAGCCGGUCGAUUCGGCAUUCACGAUCAACAGAAGGAAAUUGUUCAGGGUAACGCCCAAGAACGCGUUCGCCCAAUUGUUGUACCUAUUCAAGCCCGAUUGGGUGCCGAUACUCCGGCCCAAUUUCUUCGACAUAGAGGCGCUGGAUUAUUUUUCCAGCGUGUUUAUGGAAUCGAUGAAGAUGCGCACGACGAAAAAUCCGCUCUACAGCGAUUUGAUCGAUAUCGCUAAGGAGUUGAGGAAUAACGGCGGUACUUUGGACGAUAAGCAAUUCAACGGACACGCUUUCCAGUUUUUUAUAGCAGGUUACGAGACUACCAGCGCUACUAUUUCGUUUGCUCUGUACUCCUUCGCUUUAUAUCCUCAUAUACAAGAAGCGGUAAGGAAGGAAUGCAACGAAGCGAUUGAGAAAUACGGUGGAUUAACUUACGAAGCCGUACAUGACCUGCCGUAUUUGGAUAUGUGCGUAAACGAAACGUUGAGGAUGUACCCGGUGAUUCCGUUCCUGCAAAGAGUGUGCGUUCAAGAUUACAAAAUACCGAAUAGUGAUUGUGUUAUUGAGAAAAACACGUGCCUUUUUAUUCCCAUGUACGCUCUGCACAUGGACGAGAAAUAUUUUCCAGACCCCCAUAAAUUCGAUCCGGAAAGAUUCAGGAACAGAUUGGACCAGAGCAACAGUAUCUGUUUCCUUCCGUUCGGGGAAGGACCAAGGAAUUGCAUGGGUGAACGAAUGGGUAGAAUGAGCACCAAAUUGGCUCUAAUAUCUAUAAUCAGGAAUUUCGAAGUGACCAAAUGCUCUAAAACACCGGUGCCCGUUGUUUUUGAGCCGAAAACCUUUGUGCUACAGUCCAACGUUGGAUUGCCGAUAAAGUUCUCAAAACUUGUUAAAUAACGCGCACUUUAAAUUGUAUAAUGCGUUAUGGUAUAACGCAAAAACCAAAACAAUGACCUUGGCCAAAAUACUCUUAUCUAACGAUAUCAACAAUUAAAAUUUGUUUUGAUUUUUUUGUCAUACAGGGCGAAUCGGGACAUAUAAUUUAUUCAAAAGAAAUAAUAUAUAUUUAGCACUUUUAUUGUGCAAUUAUUGGUGGUUAUUGGAGCCAAAAUCAGAUUGCUAAAUCAACAGGCUGGCAAUUUUAAUUAUUGUCACAUUUAUUUGAUAAGUUCUUCCAUAUUCAUCCUGUAUAUUCCUUGAUAAGGAACUUGUUUGAAUCAUUCAAUUAAAAUAAAUAAUUGUACUCGUAAAUCUGUCAAUGAAUUUGUUUUGAUCGGUUGUACUAUGUAAUAGUUGUGAUUGGAAAUAAAAAUAAUGGUAAGAAAAUGAGUUGUACCUACAAUAAAACAAUUGAAAUUGAAAAAAAAUGGCCAGUACCCACAAUAAAUAAUAAUAAAAAACGAUUAAAAUACUCGAGAAAGUUUUUAUUGCAGGGGCAUAAGUUGAAAAAAUUGCUGAAU
This is a messenger RNA of Phyllotreta striolata, 2343 nucleotides long. Lineage: Eukaryota; Metazoa; Arthropoda; Insecta; Coleoptera; Chrysomelidae. The record is from the annotation of a GenBank genome assembly.